AUGAAGUCAGCGUUCACUCACAGGCAUCUCCAGGACAUCUCGACCCGCCUCAUCCCCAUCUCGCGCACCCCGCCCCUCUCCCGCCUGCCGCCCCAUACAGCCACCUACGACCGGGGACGAGCACCAAAGGAAUCAGGGGUGCUCAUCCCUCUCAUGAACAUCAAGGGCUGCCCGCAUGUAUUGAUGCAGGUCAGAGCACAUGGCAUGAGAGUGCAUGCAGGUGAAGCUAGCUUUCCGGGAGGUAAAGCCGACCCGACCGACAGAGAUCUAAUGCAUACAGCAACGAGAGAGACUGAAGAAGAGCUGGCCAUACCGCCGUCUCACGUUCAGUUACUCGGCGGACUAGAGCCAGAGUAUAGCUUAGGUAACAAGUCUCGCGUGUGGCCUCUCGUGGGUUUCGUGCACUCCACGCCGAAUCCCUGGCCCAAUGAUCCCAACUCUAGCCUUCCCUCGCAACCCAUCUCUUCCCUUGUCCCUUCUCCAGAUGAAGUAUCCGCCUUACUUCCCCUCCCCUUGGCCAUUCUCACGGAUCCGGCCCGUCUCUCGACCCACAACUUUCGUCUGAAUUGGUACAAGCCUUACCACAAGAUACGAGUGGAGGACCUGGUCAUCCCACCAGCGCCCGGGGCAAGCCUGGAUGUGGAAGGGCUUGAAGUUUGGGGGUUGAGUGGGUGGUUUCUGAACAAGCUGUGCGAGAAACUGGGGUGGUUGGAGCCACCAGAAGUGGAGGCGUCUCCAGAGGAUUGA
Cryptococcus wingfieldii CBS 7118 is the source of this 747-nucleotide messenger RNA. RefSeq lists its product as hypothetical. The transcript has 4 exons. Lineage: Eukaryota; Fungi; Basidiomycota; Tremellomycetes; Tremellales; Cryptococcaceae. Gene Ontology annotation, molecular function: coenzyme A diphosphatase activity. The coding region runs from base 1 to 747 and encodes 248 amino acids. The record is from RefSeq and is a predicted model, not a curated record.